AUGGUAGAAACAAGUCUAAAAACAGAGAAACGGGAUGAAGACGAAGUCGAGAAGAAUCCGCCCAAGUUCCUGAAGCUCAACUCUAUUAACGGAGCCACGAACAGUUUAGCACAGGUACUUCCUGUGGACCAAACUCCCACCCCAACAAAAUUCAUCAAACUGGCAAGCGAACUCUUCCCCAGCGACACCAACGAGCAGCAACAAACCAAUACUGAAACUAACGAAGCAUCAACAGAAGCAACAAGCAAAUCCCAAGCAAACUCAACGCAUCCAAACCCCUUCGACAAAUCCUUCAAGCAAUCGACUUCUUCAAGCCAAAGUCCGGCGGCGAAUGCGAGUGGAAAUGAGCCAGUCGUCCAGGAGUUGGAUACAGUCGAUGAAACUAUCUCACAGGACGAAAAUGAUCAUGAAUUUGUCGAAGAAAUCGUCGAUGAGGAGGAAAUUGAGACCUCCUCUGAAAAAUUCAAGCGGCCCGAUCCUGUUGGAAGUGAAGAGAUGAUCCAAGUGCAGACAACAACGAUAAACUCAAUAGCAGGCCAGGAGGGAGUUUCUCAACCCCAGUUCCAAAUGUUGCCCACUGCGUCUGGCCAAAUGCUUGUCCAGAUCCCGCAGCCCAUGGCCACUCCAGGUACACGCAUAGUGAUGGCAUCGCCCGAGAUGGCCGCCCAAGCCGGCCAGGGGGGUAAACUCGUAGUUAUGCAACAGCCAACAACUUACAAGCUUGCAAACAAUGUCUUCGUCCCUGCUGGAGGAAACAUGGGAGGGCAGCUAAUCAUGGGUAGCGGCGGCCAAAUCUUCAUGACGCAGCCGCAAGUGAUGCAAAUCCAGGACCCGAAUACAGGCGCCAUCCAACACGUAAGCAUUCAACCCCAGCAACAAUUCGUGAUGACACAACAAAUCGACUCAAGUGGGAUUGUGACGACUUCUGCCCAGAAACCUUCGACGACCGUGGCACAAGCAGCCACACCAACAACUGCAGCCAACCCGCCGCCUUACACUCAAUGUGUGAUGGUUUCUCCGCAGAUUCAAUUCGUCGCCUCACCACAGCCAGUCGUGAUUCCGUCAAGUCAACAGAUGAUCAUCAACCAGAACGGGCAGCAGUUUCAAAUUAUCAACACUCCGAAUCCAAGCAUUCCACAGGGCGCACAAAUCAUUCAGACAGCUAAUGGCACGCAACUACUUCAAACACAACAGAAAGUCAUCCAACAAUCGAAUGGACAGAAAAUCGAAAACAGCACUGGAAUGACGAUGAAAUACAUCCAAAACGAGCAAGACGAUGAGAACGGUCAAUCUUCUAGAAGAAAUUAUACAAGACCGUCUUAUACGCACAGGCCUUCGAUGAAUGGCCUGAGCAACGUUGUUCACUUAUCAAAAGAAUCCCUACGAGCAAUAGAAGAAGCAGGAGCAGAGUGCUCUAGUGGGAAACGCGGAGGACCGAGAUUAAAUUAUGACGAGUUGGAUCCAAAAAGAAGACGCUUUUUGGAACGAAACAGGAUGGCCGCUGCUAGGUGCAGGGAACGCAAAAAGCAGUGGAUCAUCAGCCUAGAGUACAAAGCUAAUGAACUCAAAGAAGAAAAUAAGCAAAUCGAGGAAGAUUGUUUACGACACAGAGCGAAGCUGGCACAAAUGCGAGCAGCGUUAGAACGUCACAAUUGCUCGAUAGGCGUCAAUAGUUCAAUUGAUAAAGAGAAUAACGUCCAAGGCGGCGUGCAAAUCCAGACCAAAGUGAUCGAGCUGGACACACUCUCCGACGAUGCCGCUCCUCUCAAACUCGAAACUGCCAUUUCCGAGAGCUGA
Messenger RNA from Oikopleura dioica, 1797 nucleotides. The record is from the annotation of a GenBank genome assembly. Lineage: Eukaryota; Metazoa; Chordata; Appendicularia; Copelata; Oikopleuridae.